Saccoglossus kowalevskii is the source of this 1035-nucleotide messenger RNA. RefSeq lists its product as uncharacterized. The record is from RefSeq and is a predicted model, not a curated record. NCBI's taxonomy places the organism in Eukaryota, Metazoa, Hemichordata, Enteropneusta, Harrimaniidae.
AUGGUGGAAAAUGCACAUAGAGCUGCAAUGGGCUUUAUAAAUACAAGUAAAAGACCUGAAUCCAAACAGCGUCAUAUUAUCUUGAAGAUUUAUCGACGUCCCCAGAGAAUGUCAAUCAUUAAGAAAACCAAGGCCGUGUUUGAACAAAGCAAUAUAUUUGUGACAGAAGACUAUUGCCCGGCUAAAAAAAUACGAAAAACUGGUAUUGUAUCUACUUGGAAAGAGUGUCACCAAGCAACGAAUGGAUAUCCUGGAAAUUGUUUUAAAGGAGUUGACACUUACGAGGAGGCUGAACAACAUGUUUUAUUGUAUAACAACAAUGAAAGCAUUUUACGGAAGAAUACACAUUGUACAUCGGACAAUGAAAGCGACGAUUACAGCGAUCAAGAGGCGAGUAUUCCACUUACUGGGUCUACAUGUUUGUCUGAUAAUAGUACAUUUAACAGUAGCAACAACAACAGAUCUGAUGAAUUCUCUGAUAAUGACAACAGAAUUAGAAAUGUGAAAUGCCUUAUCGCAUCGAAGUUGUCCGAUGACGCCAACGGCCACCAUCUUGAAAAACCACGAACAGUGAACCAGGCAAUGAGUACACCACUUUCACACCGCAAAUCGAUUGAAAAGACCGAUUUCGAACUUAUGUUCGAGUCGAUAGAAGAUAAGUAUUUGACACUAGAGAAUAAAUGUUGUUCUUUAGAAGAUAACUUAGCUACACAGGCGACAGAAUUUGACAAGUUUUUUAACGAGGCGAAAGAAAAGGAAAGGAAAUUUGAGUUGGAAACUAAGUCACAAAAAGAUCAAAACUGUGCCUUAUUAUUAGAAAUCAACGAGGUAAAGCAAAUGUUAAAAUCUCUUAGUGAAAAGUGGCAAAACAACUUACUCAAUGUCCAAACUGUGAUAGUGAUAGAGACGAAGAAUAGACAAGACGCCUUGGCUAGAGAAUGGAAGCCUGAUUUUCAGAAUUUGGAAAACAGUCUAAUUUCCAAUGUAAAUAAUCCUAGCAUUGAGUUAUCUAUAGAUUCCAGUGCCUUCAAGUGA